AUGAAGCGGUUCAAUGUUAGUUAUGUGGAGGUGCUGAAGGAUGGUGAGGUCUGUUCGAGUUACUUCCAGGAUGCGGUCGCCGGGAAGGACACGGCGUCCUACGGGGCUAUUGGUGGGUCCACUGAUGGUGCUGGAGCUGGUGCUGGUUCAACGAGCGAUUCCCAGCUUCCGUUUAGCAAGCUGAUACGAGAGAUGAUCGUUCCGAAAGUCGUCAACGUCCACGGGAACAAAGUGACGAAAGUGUCUAUGAACUUGCUAGAUGGGUUUGACUCCUACUACACCACGGCUCCAGAGGGGGUUCUCAUUGUCUGCUUUACGAAGACGGAUAUCCCAAAGAUUCUCCCCAUCAGGGUGCUCAGCCAGCUGAAACAGUUGCCCUUUGACGAGAUAGAGUCGAACAUGGAGUUAAGAGUGCACAUUGGGGAGAUCCUCGACAAGUUCCACGAAGAGCUGCUCAAUUACAGGAACGAGCACAUGCUGCAUCCGUCGGAGGGGGACCCCUUGCAAAGCACGGACGACGAAAUCCAAGACGUUAUCCAGAUCAUGAACGACAACAUCGACAAGUUCCUCGAGAGACAGGAGAGAGUGUCCCUGCUUGUAGACAAGACGCAGCAACUCAACACAACAAGCCACAGCUUCAAGAGAAAGGCUACCAGGAUAAAGGACAGGAUGUGGUGGCAAAGAAUGAAGAACGCUACGCUGCUCAUCUUCGCCAUCAUCCUAUGUGUCAGCGCGCUCUUCAUAUUCAUCUACAUCGUGUGA
This is a messenger RNA of Huiozyma naganishii CBS 8797, 762 nucleotides long. RefSeq names its product Nyv1p (gene NYV1). The record is from RefSeq and is a predicted model, not a curated record. The coding region runs from base 1 to 762 and encodes 253 amino acids. Gene Ontology annotation, biological process: vesicle-mediated transport. NCBI's taxonomy places the organism in Eukaryota, Fungi, Ascomycota, Saccharomycetes, Saccharomycetales, Saccharomycetaceae. The transcript has a single exon. Gene Ontology annotation, cellular component: membrane.